CUUAGUCUUUUGUAAGUUGGUGUUGUUUGGGUUGUUCUUGUCUUGUUAUGGUGCAAGCCGCUAAAAUAUACUUUAAAAAGAGGAAGGAAAAAAGAGUGUAAAACAGCAGAAGAACAGUUUCAUCUUGCAUUUGAAGCUCACUCUGCUGGAAUCUAUUGACUGAAACUACAACACGUGAUGUCAUUGCUCAUGGCUCCUCCUCUUCCUCUGAUGUUUCUGCUCAUGAUUCCAGGAGUUUACGGCCAGAAUGAUUGGAGUGUGAGUUACCGCUCUUCACAGAUCUGUGCACUAAAUGGGUCAACAGUGACAAUCUACUGCACUUAUAAAUACCCUACUGGAUAUAAGAUCACGAAAGCGUUCUGGACCAAUACACUUGUUAAAGAGAAAGAUGAAGAUGAAGAGUUACCAGAUCUGUCUGAGGACCCUGAAUACAGUCAGAGGCUUCAGUAUCUGGGAGAUAAACAGAAGAACUGCACCAUCAGACUGAGUCAUGUGACACAGAAGGAUUCACACAUGUACUAUUUCAAAUUCAUCACUGAUAAACCUGAUGGAAAGUGGACUGGUAAACCAGGAGUGUCUCUUACUGUCACAGAUCUUCAGGUGGAGUCUCCUGAGAGAGUGACAGAGGGAGAUUCAGUCCGUCUGACAUGUAAAAGCAGCUGCGCUCUGACUGACAGAACAACAUUCAUCUGGUACAGAAACUCACAGCCAUUAACUGAGAGAAGAGACAGAAACAAUCAACUCCUGCUGCAGUCAGUCAGAAGAGAGGAUGCAGGCAGAUACAGCUGUGCUCUACAGGAACACACUUACAUCUCUCCUGCUGUUCAGCUCAAUGUCACGUAUCCUCCAAAGAGCGUCUCAGUGUCCAUCAGUCCAUCUGGUGAAAUAGUGGAGGGAGAUUCAGUGACUCUGAGCUGCAGCAGUGAUUCAAACCCACCUGCAGAAAUCAUCUGGUUUAAAGGAAGAGCAUCCGUUGUAUCUGGAAGAAUCUACAGCAUCUCAAAGAUCAGCUCUGAUCACAGUGGAGAAUACAAGUGCAAGUCCAGAAAUGAACAUGGAGAGAAAUACUCUGAAACUGUGACUUUAAAUGUCAUGUGUGAGUUAAAGAUGUUCAGAAACUUGGAGGGAGAUUCACUAACUCUGAUCUGCAGCAGUGACUCAAACCCACCUGCAGAAAUCAGCAGGAAAAAGGAGAAUCAAAGCUCCUCUGUUGGAUCUGGACAGAGUUUCAGUGCUCUACAGAGUGGACGCUUCUACUGUGAGGCUCACAAUCAACACGGAUCUCAGAGAUCAGCAGUUUUGGGAAUCACAGUGGCAUCUGUAGGAUUAUUCAUCGUCAUCAUCAUCAUCGUGUUCAUAAUGAGAAAACGAAGAAGUGCAAAAGCUGCAGUCAUCACAGUAAAACAGGAUGAUCUGUACUCUAACGUAAAUGAGAGGGAUGCUCACGUGUCUGAAUCAGCCGUUUGUGAUGAUGCUCCAUAUGCCAGCGUUUCAUACAGUAAACCCAGAAGAGACAGAAAUGAAGACCUUGAGGAGAUCCAGUACGUGACUGUCCAACAUCACAAAACCAAACCGACGCAGAGAGCAGAGGAGAAUGAAAACCAGUACGACAAUCUCAGGAUUCACCAGCCUGCUGCUGGCGUGAGGCGAUCAGAUGUGGAGACUGUGGAAGAGGACUCUGUGAUCUACAGCAGCGUCAAAUGAAUGACAGACCAUCAUGAAGCCUGUUUAUACAUCAAUCUGGUCUGCUGGGAAAAGCAAAAGCCACAAAUAUUUGCUGAAUAUGUACAAAUAUUAAUUAAUGCCCUUGAAAGUUUGGCUGUUUAAUUUAGCAUGCAGUUGAACUAAAUUUAUGGCAUAUUAUUCAUUAAAUCAGGUGAACAGAUGAGCAGGAAACAAAAAAGCCAAAACUAAAAAAAGAUGUUGUGAUGUGUCGUGGUAAUGUGUUUGUUAAAAAUUAAAUGAUUCAAACUUUUUAUUUCAAACGUUUCUGUGACCAAAUAAAUGAACGUAUCAGUUUAA
Messenger RNA from Cyprinus carpio (common carp), 2022 nucleotides. RefSeq names its product B-cell receptor CD22-like. The coding region runs from base 178 to 1704 and encodes 508 amino acids. The transcript is spliced from 10 exons. The record is from RefSeq and is a predicted model, not a curated record. Lineage: Eukaryota; Metazoa; Chordata; Actinopteri; Cypriniformes; Cyprinidae.